Messenger RNA from Malania oleifera, 1813 nucleotides. Its product is annotated as sphingosine kinase 1-like. Lineage: Eukaryota; Viridiplantae; Streptophyta; Magnoliopsida; Santalales; Ximeniaceae. Gene Ontology annotation, biological process: sphingosine biosynthetic process. The transcript has 10 exons. Gene Ontology annotation, molecular function: kinase activity. Bases 126 to 1595 code for a protein of 489 amino acids. The record is from RefSeq and is a predicted model, not a curated record. Gene Ontology annotation, cellular component: intracellular membrane-bounded organelle; membrane; cytoplasm.
GCGGGCGACGAAGCAACUUGGUUUCAGACACUGGCCCCCAAAAAGGCAACCGAACAUCAGAAUUGAAAUUGGUAGACGUUCCAUUCAAACACGGAUACUGGAGAAGCAUUUUGUUCAGAGCCAGAAUGGAUGAACCCCAAGAUCAACCAGCAAUAUCCGACAGGGUCUUGAUCGGCGGGACUUUGACACUGGUGACUCUUUCCAGCGACGGCAGGCUGCAAUGGUCGGAGGACGGGAAGCAGCGGUGUUUGAUUGUGGAGAGGGAGGUGCUUGGAUUUGCGACGGAGGGUUCCAGGAUCAGCAUAAGGGCUGUGGUAGAUAGUGGAAAGGGAAUCUACUGUUGGGGAAGCAGAGGAACUUUGAUGAGGAAACGAUUCGUCUUCGAGCCAUUGUCGGAGGAAUCGAAGCAACUCUGGUGCCAAAAGCUCCAACGGCAUAUUGUUUCUCUCGAACGUCCUAAGAGGCUGUUUAUUUUUGUGAACCCAUUUGGUGGGAAAAAGUCCGCUUCAAAGAUUUUUCUGGAUGAUGUACAACCCCUACUUGAGGAUGCUGAUAUUGAGUUUACAGUACAUGAGACUAAACAUCAACUUCAUGCAAAGGAAAUUGCACAUUCACUGGAUCUUUCAAGUUAUGAUGGCAUUGUUUGUGUCAGUGGGGAUGGAAUCUUGGUUGAGGUAAUAAAUGGACUGCUUGAAAGAGAGGAUUGGGAAACUGCAAUAAAGAUGCCUCUUGGAAUCAUUCCUGCAGGUACUGGGAAUGGCAUGAUAAAAUCUCUUUUGGAUUCCGUUGGUUAUCCCUGUAUGGCGUCUAAUGCAACUCUUGCCGUAAUUCGAGGUCAUAAACGUUCGCUAGAUGUUGCUACCAUCUCACAAGAGGAGAUAAAAUAUUUUAGUGUUUUGAUGCUUGCAUGGGGUCUGGUGGCAGAUAUUGACAUUGAGUCUGAGAAGUACAGGUGGAUGGGAAGUGCUCGUCUAGAUUUCUAUGGUCUUCAGCGCAUGUUAUUUCUGAGAAAAUAUAAUGGAUGUAUUUCUUUUAUUCCUGCACCUGGAUUCGAAAAAUUUGGCAAUCCUUGCGAUAAAAAAGAUCAAGUCAUUUACAAGCUCAAUAUCUGCGAUCCAAGUCAAGGGGAUCCUUUUAAAUGUCAACGACGUGGAUACAUGGGACCUCAUAAUCACUUGGAGAAUAUGGAGUGGAGAACUAUUAGUGGACCAUUUAUCUCAAUUUGGCUCCAUAAUGUACCUUGGGGGAGUGAAGACUCCAUGGCAGCACCUGAUGCUAAGUUCUCAGAUGGUUAUUUGGACUUGAUAAUUAUCCGGGAUUGCCCAAAAUUUGCAUUGCUAAGCCUUAUGAUGGAACUGAGCAGUGGAAAUCAUGUCAGAUCCCCACAUGUCAUGUACUUAAAGGUGAAAGCAUUUGCUUUGGAGCCUGGUACACGCACUGAUGAUCCAACCAAGGGAGGGAUUAUAGACUCAGAUGGUGAAGUCCUGGCUAGAGGGAAGGGGACGUACAAGUUUGAGCAGAACGCUCUGAUGGCCUAUGAUAAGCUACAUAUAGAAGUUGAUCAAGGUUUAGCCACUCUGUUUUCCCCCAUAUAGCAUUGGAUCUUGAUUUUUCAUGUAUUUAAAUUGUCAUUUGGCAUAUAUAAGGCAGGAAAAAAUUGCAGGUGAUUUAUUUCCAGCUGUACAGGGAAAUUGACAUAAAAUUGUUGCAUGCAUUUUUAGUCAGUUGAAUUCUUCAUUUGUUCAAAGAAUUAUGUGAGUUACCAAUCUCCUUUCUGAAUCAUAUUCAUGAAGAAAAUUCAAAACUACUCAAA